Molecule: messenger RNA, 762 nt
Organism: Rotaria sordida
Lineage: Eukaryota; Metazoa; Rotifera; Eurotatoria; Philodinida; Philodinidae
Source: the annotation of a GenBank genome assembly
AUGCAACAACGACAAUUAAUUAUUUUUGUUUUAUUCAUUACGAUUACUUAUGCAACACAAAUCAACUAUUUUGAUGCUCAAGCAGAUGUACAAUUUCUUCCGGAUCCAAUUACUAUUUUUGCUAAUUUAAUUCAAUUAUGGACUGAUGUAACAGAUUGUCCAUCAUCAGCUUGUACAUGUCAAGUAAAAGCUAAUGUUACUAGUGAUAAUGAUAUUUAUCCUGUGAAAUUUUCAUCUGAAAAGCCAAAUAUAGGCUCUGUUGAUAUUGAUGAUCUUCAACCAAAUACUUUAUAUUCAUUUACUAUAAGUUGUAUUGGAACUACUCAAACAAUAACACGCUACAUUCGAACAGGUUAUGGUCAUCCUUCAAAACCACACAAUAUUACAAUUAUACUAAAUUCUAAACGUCUAAAAUUAUCUUGGUCACCUCCUUUAUUACCAGCUGGACCAAUUAAUAAUUAUAGAUUAACUAUUGAUCAACAACCGAUCAUAGAUAACAUACCGAAAAAUCAAUUCUCCUAUGAUAUGACAGAAGAUUAUAUUUAUGGACAAACGCAUAUAUUUUUUCUUCAAGCUUGUAAUAUAAAUCGUCAAAAUCAUUCAAUAUGUUCGAAUCCAAAUGAUGGUAAUGUUAUUUUUCCUAUGCCAAUAACAACAACAUUAUCACAAGGAGCAACUACACCAAAGAGCUCUUCGUGCAUUCUAUCUUGUUCAAAGUUUCUUCUAAUUUUCAUUUUUUUUUGUUUCUUUCUAUUCAAUUAA